Molecule: messenger RNA, 865 nt
Organism: Cucurbita pepo subsp. pepo (vegetable marrow)
Lineage: Eukaryota; Viridiplantae; Streptophyta; Magnoliopsida; Cucurbitales; Cucurbitaceae
Source: RefSeq, a predicted model, not a curated record
UGGUGUUGUUCCUUGUAGAAUUACCUUUAUAAGAUGUUUGCCCCUCUUGUAUCAAAAUUCGUGGCUCUGCCAUGGGGAUGGGAUUCAAAUAAGAAUACUGAGAAAAUCUGUUUCUUUUCAGAGCUAAGGGUCAUCAGCAGCAAUACAUUCAUAUGUGGAAGCCAUUUUCAUCAGAAUCAGUUUUUCUCCAAGCAUUCAGUUGAAGAAGAUUGAAACCACAGAGUUAUGAGUGAGGUUGGUUCUGAAAGAUCAAAGUCAUGGAACAUAUACACAACUUCAGAGCAGAGCCCAUCAUCAUCUCAAACAAGCAUUGGUCAAGAAGCUCCAUGGAAGAGCUUUGGAUCCUCCAUGAAUGCCAUUUCCUUUGGCUUUGUUGCCACUGCAAUCUUGAUAUCAAUGUUCCUUAUCAUGGCAAUCUUUGAGCAUCUGUUUAGACCAACAUCUCCUUUCUCCUCAUCUGAAGUGACCAACAACUCCGCAGAAUCAGGUCCUGCGGAGAAAUUUGCAAGUCUUAAUACGGUGCCAACAUCAUAUGCGUCUGAUUUCUCAGUGUUGAUGCCAGGGCAGCACAUCCCCACCUUCAUAGCGCAACCAGCUCCUCUGCCAUGCCAAAGAGAGAGGAUUUAUUGGCCAUCUCAUGACCAUAAUUUUUUAGGUCCUUGAGGCAAAUAUAUGGUAUUUCUUGCCACCAUAGAAAGCAGUUACUGUAUUUAGGAAAACUAUCAGCUUUGCUUCUUCUCAGUAUAAUAAUACUUUGUGCUCCUUCACCCACAGGGAGAUUUGCCAAAUGCUGAUACUUUUUGGUUCCCAGUUUCUCAUCUGUAAAUUGAUUAUCAAAGAAGUCAGCAGUAUUAAAACGAUUCUA